This is a messenger RNA of Catharus ustulatus (Swainson's thrush), 2876 nucleotides long. It is a transcript of the gene RSRC1, whose product is annotated as arginine and serine rich coiled-coil 1. Gene Ontology annotation, cellular component: nucleus; cytoplasm. The coding region runs from base 138 to 1097 and encodes 319 amino acids. Lineage: Eukaryota; Metazoa; Chordata; Aves; Passeriformes; Turdidae. Gene Ontology annotation, biological process: alternative mRNA splicing, via spliceosome. The record is from RefSeq and is a predicted model, not a curated record. The transcript is spliced from 11 exons.
CGGCGCUGGAUUGGCGCUGCCUGCCCGCCGCCCCGGAAGGCGCUGCGCUCGAACGGGGCCGAGCGGCUCCGCCAGGCUCUCCCCGCUGCAUCAGGAGGUGCUGCCUCGGUGACCAAAACUGUGAGGAAGGAUCGAGGAUGGGGCGGCGCUCCUCGGACACGGAGGAGGAGAGCAGGAGCAGGAGGAAGAAGAAGCACCGGCGGCGCUCCUCCUCCAGCAGCUCCUCGGACAGCCGCAGCUACAGCCGCAAGAAGUCGGGGAGGAAAUCCAGGUCCAGGUCACGUUCCAGGGAUCUGCAGUCCUGGUCCCAUUCCUAUGAGAAAAGGCGCAGACACAGAUCCAGCAGCAGCUCUUCCUACGGCUCCAGGAGGAAGCGCAGCCGCUCCAGGGGCAGAGGCAAAUCCUACAGGUCCCAAAGGUCCAGGUCCAAGAGCAGAACCAGGAGGUCCCGGCAGCGCUCCUACAGCCACAGCAGCGAGAGGUCCGGCCACAGGAGAACCCCCAGCGGGUCCCGGGAGCGCCGCCGGAGGGACAAGGACAAAGCCAAGGACAAGGGCAAAGGGAAGGAGAAGGAGAUUUAUGGCACCAAGGUCGGGGACUCUGCAAACAUCAAAGCUGGAUUAGAACAUCUGACCCCUGCAGAACAGGCCAAGACCAGGCUGCAGCUGGUGCUGGAGGCAGCUGCUAAAGCAGACGAAGCACUGAAGGCCAAGGAGAGAAGUGAAGAAGAAGCCAAGAGAAGGAAGGAGGAAGAGCAGAGCUCCCUCCUGGAGCAGGUGAAGCGCGUGAAGGAGAUCGAGGCCAUCGAGAGCGACGCCUUCGUGCCCCAGAGCUUCAGGUCCAGCAAAGAGGUCAAAAAGUCAGCAGAGCCUCCUGAGCUGCAGCAGGAGCCUGGCAAUGUGGGAGCAGGGAACCCUGAGGCAGCUGCUGAGAAGGAGCCCCCAGCUGCCAACAUCCCCACUGCCAUCAAAUACCAGGAUGACAAUUCCUUAGCACACCCAAAUCUGUUCCUGGAGAAGGCAGAGGCAGAGGAGAGGUGGUUCCAGAGGUUGGUGGCUCUGCGGCAGGAGCGGCUGAUGGGGAGCCCCGUGGCCUGAGCCCCAGGAGCCCCCAGGAGCCCCCAGGAGCCCCAGGAGCCCCCAGGAGCAUCCCACAGGCAAUUCCUGCACUCUGCUUGUCUCCUGGAGGAGACUGGGAUGGGCUGUGCAGGCAGGGAGGAUUUCACCUGGAUAACCAGGGGUGUUUUAUCUUGUUCCACCUGGAUAACCAGGAAUGUUCUGUCCUGUUCCACCUGCAUAACAAGGAAUGUCCUGUUCUGGUUCUCUUAGAUAACCAGGGAAGUCCUGUCCUGUUCCACCUGAAUAACCAGGAAUGUUCUAUCCUGUUCCACCUGGAUAACCAGGGGUGUUCUGUCCUGUUCCACCUGAAUAACCAGGGGUGUUCUGUCCUGCUUCACAACUCCUGUGUCCAUUCCUGGAUAACCAGGGGUGUUCUGUCCUGUUCCACCUGCAUAACCAGGGAUGUUUUAUCCUGUUCUACCUGCAGAACCAGGAAUGUCCUGUCCUGUUCCACCUGAAUAACCAGGAGUGUUUUAUCCUGUUCCACCUGGAUAACCAGGAAUAUUCUGGCCUGGUUCCCCUGAAUAACCAGCAGUGUUCUGUCCUGUUCCCCUGGAUAACCAGGGAUGUUCUGUCCUGCUUCUCAACCAGGGAUGUUCUGUUCUGGUUCUCCUGAAUAACCAGGGAUGUUCUGUCUUGUUCCAUCAUUCCUGUGUGCAUUCCUGGAUAACCAGAGAUGUUCUGUCCUAGUUCUCCUGAAUAACCAGGAAUAUUCUAUCCUGUUCCCCUGGAUAACCAAGAAGUUCUGUCCUGGUUCCCCUGAAUAACCAGGGAUGUUCUGUUCUGGUUCUCUUGGAUAACCAGGGAAGUUCUGGCCUGCUUCACAACCAGGAAUGUUCUAUCCUGUGUCCAUUCCUGGAUAACCAGGGGUGUCCUGUCCUGUCCUGUUCCACCUGGAUAAUCUGUUCUACCAUUUCUGUGUCCAUUCCUGGAUAACCAGGGAUUUUCUAUCCUGAUUCCCCUAAAUAACCAGGAAUGUUCUGGCCUGUUCCACCUGAAUAGUCAGGAUUAUUCUAUCCUGUUCCACCUGGAUAACCAGGAAUGUUCUGGCCUGUUCCACCACUCCUGUGUCCAUUCCUGGAUAACCAGGGGUGUUCUGUCCUGGCUCAGUGCUGCAGAUGGGCAGGGCAGCACAGCCAGGAGGGAAUUCUUUUUUUUUUUUUGGAGGGAAUUCCUCAGGUGCAGAACAGCUGGCAGCCCAUGAAACAUCAUUUAAUCCCAAACAUUGUCUGGAGCCAGGUGGGAAAGUGAGGCUGGGACAGCCAGGGGGGUGGUGCCAUCCUCACUCUGGGGGGAAAAUGCUCCACUUCCCUUGAGCACCUGCCAGUGCUGCAGCUCCCAAAGGGGAAUUUUAUCAAUCCCAUCAUUUCUGAAAUUACCAAAUUCUGGGAUUCUCACCCCCCUGGCUCUGGGCUGGGGCUGUUCCCAGCCCAUGGAUCUCCCUGUGCUCAGCUGGGAGUUUUAAAUAAUGAAAGUUUAGUCUGAACUUCUGAAUUUAGCCUGGAGAAACUUGCACAGAAAUCUGCCCAUCAUCCAUCUAAGUGCAGGACAUCAGCCAAAUCAAUAAAAUAAAAUACAGAAUUAUUUCUGCAGCAAAUUGGGGGGAAAUUAUCAAUCAGGAGAGGAGAAAACUGAGCCCCAGCUCUGGAUGUGCCCCCCUGGAGCUCCCCUGCAGCAGCAUCCCCUUGGGAGGCUGAUUUGGGAUUAUUCUCCUGGUUCUCAGCUCUGUGGUGAUAAAAACUGGACUCUGGAAAUGGA